Molecule: messenger RNA, 5204 nt
Organism: Manis javanica (Malayan pangolin)
Lineage: Eukaryota; Metazoa; Chordata; Mammalia; Pholidota; Manidae
Gene: ATG7
Product: autophagy related 7
Biological process (GO): autophagosome assembly; C-terminal protein lipidation; protein modification by small protein conjugation
Cellular component (GO): cytoplasm; phagophore assembly site
Molecular function (GO): Atg8 activating enzyme activity; Atg12 activating enzyme activity
Source: RefSeq, a predicted model, not a curated record
UGCGCACGCGCACUAUCAAACCCCGCAGGCGAGGGUGGGGCCACGCUGCGUCAUCGGGGCGCGCUCUACGGACGAAGCUGUGGUUGCCGGAAGUUGAACGGCGUAGCAACAAGUAAUGGCAGCAGCCACGGGGGAUCCUGGACUGUCCAAAUUACAGUUUGCCCCCUUUAUCAGUGCCCUGGAUGUUGGAUUCUGGCAUGAGCUGACUCAGAAGAAGCUGAAUGAGUAUCGGCUGGAUGAAGCUUCUAAGGACAUUAAGGGUUAUUACUACAAUGGUGAUUCUGCUGGGCUGCCAGCUCGUUUAACAUUGGAGUACAGUGCUUUUGACAUGUGUGCUCCCACUCCCGCCCACUGCUGCCGGGCUGUCGGGACACUAUAUAACACCAACACACUUGAGGCUUUCAAGGCUGCAGAUAAGAAGCUACUUUUGGAAGAAGCCGCAAACGAGAUAUGGGAAUCCAUCAAAUCAGGUGCCGCUCUUGAAAACCCUGUCCUCCUCAAUAAAUUCCUCCUCUUGACAUUUGCAGAUCUAAAGAAGUACCACUUCUACUAUUGGUUUUGCUUCCCUGCUCUCUGCCUUCCAGAGAGUAUACCCCUCAUUCAGGGGCCAGUGGGCUUGGAUCAAAGGUUUUCACCAAAACAGAUCCAAGCCCUCAAGCGUGCUUAUGAUGAUCUUUGUCAAACAGAAGGAGUCCCAGCGCUCCCUUACUUCCUAAUCAAAUAUGAUGAGAACACAGUGUUGGUUGCCUUGCUGAAAAACUACAGUGAUUUCUUCCAAGGUCGAAGGACAAAGGUGACAGUUGGUGUCUAUGACCCCUGUACCUUAGCCGAGUACCCUGGAUGGCCUUUGAGGAAUUUUUUGGUCCUAGCAGCCCACAGAUGGUAUUUGAGUAGCAGUUUCCAGUCUGUGGAAGUCCUGUGCUUCCGGGACCGCACCAUGCAGGGGGUGAGAGAUGUCGCCCACAGCAUCAUCUUCGAAGUGAAGCUUCCAGAAAUGGCAUUUAGCCCAGAUUGCCCCAAAGCAGUCGGAUGGGAAAAGAACCAGAAAGGAGGCAUGGGACCAAGAAUGGUGAAUCUCAGUGAAUGUAUGGACCCUAAAAGGUUAGCUGAGUCAUCAGUGGAUUUAAAUCUCAAAUUGAUGUGUUGGAGAUUGGUUCCUACUUUGGACUUAGACAAAGUUGUAUCUGCCAAAUGUCUGCUGCUUGGAGCUGGCACCUUGGGUUGUAAUGUAGCCAGGACGUUGAUGGGAUGGGGUGUCAGACACAUCACAUUCGUGGACAAUGCCAAAAUCUCCUACUCCAAUCCUGUGCGGCAGCCUCUCUAUGAAUUUGAAGAUUGCCUCGCUGGUGGUAAGCCCAAGGCCCUGGCCGCAGCAGACCGGCUCCAGAAGAUAUUCCCCGGAGUGAACACCAGGGGAUUCAGCAUGAACAUCGCCAUGCCUGGACAUCCCGUGAACUUCUCCACUGCCACCCUGGAGCAAGCCCACAGGGAUGUGGAGCGGCUGGAGCAGCUCAUCGAAAGCCACGAUGUUGUUUUCCUGUUGAUGGACACCAGGGAGAGCCGGUGGCUGCCCACUGUCAUUGCUGCGAGCAAGAGAAAGCUGGUCAUCAAUGCUGCCUUGGGAUUUGACACAUUUGUUGUCAUGAGACAUGGUCUGAAAAAACCUAAGCAGCAGGGAGCUGGGGACUUGUGUUCCAGCCACCCUGUGGUACCUGCCGACCUAGGCUCUUCGCUUUUUGCCAACAUCCCUGGCUACAAACUGGGCUGUUAUUUCUGCAAUGAUGUUGUGGCUCCGGGAGAUUCAACCAGAGACCGGACCCUGGACCAGCAGUGCACUGUGAGUCGUCCAGGACUGGCCAUGAUUGCAGGAGCCUUGGCCGUGGAACUAAUGGUUUCCGUUUUGCAGCAUCCAGAAGGGGGCUACGCCAUUGCCAGCAGCAGCGAUGACCGUAUGAAUGAGCCUCCAACCUCUCUGGGGCUCGUGCCUCACCAGAUCCGGGGAUUUCUGUCACGGUUUGAUAACGUCCUUCCUGUCAGUCUGGCAUUUGACAAAUGUACAGCUUGUUCUUCCAAAGUUCUUGAUCAGUAUGAAGGAGAAGGAUUUAAUUUCCUAGCGAAGGUGUUUAAUUCUUCACAUUCCUUCUUAGAAGACUUGACGGGUCUUACCCUGCUGCAUCAAGAGACCCAGGCUGCUGAGAUCUGGGACAUGAGCGACGAUGAGACUGUCUGACGGGGCACCGGCUGCUCCCGGGCUGCCUGCUGGGGGGGCUCUUGGUCGCUGGAGCAUGACUGCUACCCCAGGAUGGGAGACGCUGGACCCUGAGCCCCUGAAGACUGCCUACCCCUUGAGGACUGGGGCCUACCCCCUGCUGCCCAGGAGCUUCUGGUAUUCUCUGUCCUCAUCCUAGCAGUUCUGAGCUGAAUAAUAACCUUGGCUUUGGCAUUGCCGCUGAUCUGGGACUCGGCUCCCCCCACCCCGAGCAGUUCUUUUUCUUGUCACCACACGUUUGAUAGUCAAGCUUUGGGGAUUCUUCUUGCCACUGUGCUGGGAGCAGCAGCAGAGGCUCCGGGGAGCACUGCAGGCCUCCGUGAGGGCCACUGAGCUGCGGGCAGGGUGGGAGGGACACACUCAUCCCAGGAAGCCAGAACUCCACACAGGCUUCCUCAUGGGUGGCUUGGAGCCCCAACUCCAGUGUGUGGUGGGGUGGUUGUCAUGUGUGUCUACCUUGUUCUGGGGCCAGGGGGUCUGCACGUCCGCGAUCCUCCCCAGAGCCGGGUGUGGAAUGGAGAGGGAGGUGCCCUUUCCCCACACAGGCGUCUGUCCUAAGUCCUGGAACCAAGAUCACGCUGAGUGUGAGCCUGAUUCCCCAAGAGUAGGACUGCUGCAGGGUGGGUGUUAAAUGAUGCUUCUCAGAGUAAGAUAAGGUUAAAACUGCAGUUUUACAGCCCCUGCGGGUCUUAAAUAGGGGCACCCCCAGUCACAGGGACAGGGCCACUGAGUCCCUCCACCCACCCCAGGCCUCCUGCACACCACAAACAGUCUGUGGUUUAAGAGCACUUUAUUAUUGUUCUUAAGGCUACUUUUAAGUACAAAAAAAAGAUGGCCUGCCAAACCUUUUUUUUCUUCUUCCAGGAAAAACAGGCCACAGAGAAUGGUAUAUUACAGAUUUACAAACAUGGAGAGAAUGGUCAAAAGCACUGCGGGUGGUGGGGCUCUGGGAAGAGCCUUGCUGGACUCCGCCCGAGGCCCCUGCAGGGUCCUGCCUAUCCCAGAUAGGGAGGCCCCGGCCCCCCAGUGUGACGCCCUCGGGGCUGCCGGCUGUGCGGGGGAGCCCUCCGGCAGCGGGCUGGCCUUCUGUGGCAAUGCUCAGUAGCCUGUAGCGGUAACAAACUGGUGGCUGUUAAGGCAGAUGCAGUGUUCUCAUAGACUAACUGUGUUCCUGCACUUUUUUACACACAAAUCUACGACAAAAAAAGAUCAACUUUUUUUUCCAAACAAAAAAAAUGAAUGAUUACAAUAGGAAAGGGAAAAAUUAAAUAGCUACAUAUCAUUAACAAAUUAAUUGUUCUUCAAAAAAUACCUACAAAUUUCUCUGUACAUUCUUUACGCACAGCGUAAUGAUGGUCUUAAAGUUACCUAUAUAAAAAAAGUGUUCUCAACGAUCUUUCCUACAGAAAAUAUAGGGGGCCUGAAUGUGAAAGCCUGGAAGCCCGGUUAAGUGGGAGUGAAACGCGUGCAGGGCAAGAGGAGAAGGGCUUUUCUUUUUGCCUUUUAAAAGACCUGCAGCCCCCCUGUGACCGUGAGAGCCGUCCUCAGACCUUGUCACCCACUCCCUGCCAAUUUCACAAUCAACCAGCUAAACCGAAUUCUCCUGAAAACCAGCCUUGAAGACUCCCCUGAAUCCACACUGCCCUGCAGGUGCGGCAGUCAGGCCCUGUCACCUGGCCAGGUGACUUCCUACGCCCUCUGGGAGGCAAGGCGGGACUGCAGUGCAGGCAGCCCACAGGGACGGGGGCGGAAAUGGGCGUUCAACAAGCCCAGGAGCAGCUGGACACCCACAACGGCGUCUGUCAGGCUGGUGUCAACCUAAGGUCUAGUUAGUUAGUAGCUGUUACUACAUAGCACACGAUAGCAAUGCGGCACUGCCGGCAGAACGUCCGAGGAAUGUAUACGGCCUUGUCCCAGCAUACGAGGAAGCAUACAAAAUAACCUACAGAGAUUGUCAGGAGUCUGCUGUUCAGCCAAGAGUUCAAGGGAGCGGUUUCUGCAGGGCGGGAAAGUGGAAGACAUGAAUCCCAACUCCCCCGGGAGGCACUAAGGAGCGGGACAGAGGUGCAGAAAACAAACGGUGAGGUCGACCUGCGGCAAAAACCCUGGCGUGCUCCAUCCCGGCCGGCCCGGCACUGUUCGGGAGCAGCGUGAAUUUCGAGUACAAACCUUAGGGGACAACUGGACCAGCAGUAAGAGAUCUAGGACUGUAACUGACAAAAAUAAACGAAUUCUGAACAAAAGCUAGUAAAUACUGUCUAUACAAUUAAUAGAAACCAGCUAUUUUCUCCACUAGCACAUGCACCACAAGGCAAGCACUACGGACCCUCCCACCUCAGCUCCAGCCCAGCUGACCGUACUGCUGGGGAAAAUGCCUGGGCCUGGGGGAGGCUGCAGCCCAGUUGCAAGCACCUGAAAUCUAGAUAAAGACCUGUAGCUGGGAUGAGACUUCUCUUUCCACAGCUGUUUUGUCUAAAUUAAAACAGAAAAACCCACACAAAUGGUCAGAAAUGUCAUCCUUAAACCCUCUGUUUCCUCAGCAGUUUGCCCUCAGCAUACUAGCAUCUCACAAAAAGUUGUCAGGUGGGCAACUUUUGUCCUCCAAUAGUGCAAAUCAGACACAACAGUCCUCCGUUCUCUUCAAGUAGACGCACACACAGACACGCACUGGAAGCAAAGCCACACACACCCAGGUCUCAGGAAGCACACAGCGUCUGGGUCACCGGCAGCCCGGCCCGCCAGGGCAGCAGGCCUGCGCCAGAGGUUUCUUUGGUACCCGAGGCAGGAAGGUUGGGCGCUUCGUUAGACAAUGUUCCGCACGCAACUCCUGCAAUCACGCUUGAGGGGCCCCGGGGACGGACACCAAGCACGUACAAAACUAGAAUGAAAAUCCCAGCGACAUGGUUUUUGCAAAUAAACCUUCUCCCUCCACAAA